Molecule: messenger RNA, 813 nt
Organism: Saccharomyces cerevisiae S288C
Lineage: Eukaryota; Fungi; Ascomycota; Saccharomycetes; Saccharomycetales; Saccharomycetaceae
Gene: MRX3
Product: Mrx3p
Exons: 1
Coding region: 1-813 (270 amino acids)
Cellular component (GO): mitochondrion
Source: RefSeq, marked reviewed
AUGUCCAGAACUAUUCCAUUUCUAUUUAAAUUAGUCAACAGGGCAGUAAUUUUGCCUACGGCAGGUUUUACAUUAGGAGUUGGUGCGUUUGUAAAGGCGUGGCCCGAUGAUGCCGGUGUUCUAUCAUUGAAUGAUCCGCAAACGCCAGCGGAGUUGAUUAGUGCGACCAAGAGCCGCCAACCUAUGGAGCUGCAGAGGGUUGACAUCCUCGCUCAAAUCGAGAAAAGCGAGGUUUACAACAAGUUGGCCCAGGAUGAGAAGAUGCACCAUGUCUUAUUCAGUGAGAAAAUACCAAGCGGGCAUAGGGAAUAUCAUGUAGGACAAGGCCUCUUGUUCGGCAAGGGGAAGCUUGAAAUUGAUCCUUUGGUGUUCCAUGAUGUGAAUCACGGUGAAUUAACCGUGAUUUAUCACUUAGGUGCUGAGUUAGGGAAUCGAGACGGUAACGUCCAUAAGGGCUUGUUGUCAUUGUUGCUGGAUGAAGCAUUGUGCUAUUGUGGCUUCCCUUUGUUGCCUAGUAAAAGAGGUGUAACUGCAAGGCUGUCGCUAGAGUUUUUUGAGGACAUUCCUGUAGAUACUACGAUUAUACUAAAAGCAAACGUCAAAGAGAUUAAAGGCAGAAAGUGUAUCAUUGAGGGACACUUGGAACAGUUUCCGUUGGAAGUUUCUUCUCGAAAUGGAACUAGAAGUUGGAACUUACCACAUAUUUGGGGUUUCAACCAUAAGCAGGAGAUGGCAAAAAAAUUUGCCAAGGCCAAUUGUAUUCUCGUUGAGCCUACUUGGUUCAAAUAUUUUAAAUGGCUUGAUAUGUUUUGA